Molecule: messenger RNA, 2679 nt
Organism: Rotaria sordida
Lineage: Eukaryota; Metazoa; Rotifera; Eurotatoria; Philodinida; Philodinidae
Source: the annotation of a GenBank genome assembly
AUGUCAGGUCUUUUCAAUCGAUUAAAAAGUCGAAAAUCUGUAUCUCAUCAUACGAAUAAUAAUGAGAAUGAAUCAACAACAUCAGCACCUGCGUUUGAUGAAGAAGGUUUUCUUUGUCCAAUUUGUCAUCAUAAAUUUAAUGAUCAUAUAAGUCUUGAACAACAUUAUACACAAACUCAUGCACAAGGACUUAUAGAGGAAUCUAAUAGAGACAUUGCUAUAUUGAAACAACAGUUUAUUGUAUCAGAAGAAAGUCGAGUUAUAUUGAGUACCGAAUUAAUGCAACAAAAACAACGUGCUGAUGAUCUUGAAGAAGAACUUCAAUUAUUACAAAAACAUUUAAAAGCAACGCAAACAAAAGUAGCUGAACAAUCUCAAGAAAUUGCUAAUUUAAAAGCAACAAAAGAUAUCUAUGAUGCUCAAUUUGCUAAUUUUACAGAUGAACUUCUUAAUACACAAGCUCAAUUAAAAGAAAAAGAUCAUCAAGUAGCAACUCUAUGUGAUGAUCUUAUUCCAAGAUCGACAAAUGAUGAUGUUGAUGUACUUAAACGUGAACUUAUUAUAGUUCAACAACGUAUGGAUGAAAUAUCAUUAGAAAAAGAACAAGAAAUUGAAAAAUUACGUUUUGCUUUAAUGGAAAAUUAUCAAUAUACAGAAAAAUUAAAUCAAUUAGAAAAUAUAUUUAAUCAAAAUUUAUUAAUCUAUAAUGAAAUGAUCAGUGAAAAUACAUCUCAAAUUGAAAUUGGAAUUAAUGAAAUAAAACAAUUUAUUAAAUUAACUCGCGAACGAAAAGAAAAAUUUGAGAUAGCCAUAAAAUAUAUGCGUAAUUGUCUUACAGAGAAUCAAACUCAAAUUGAACAACUUCAACAAACAAAUAUUCAAUUAAAUAAUGAACUUGAACAACGAAAACAAUUCAAUGAUAAAUUAAGUAAUGAUUUACAAAUUGAACAAAAACAAACAAAUUCUUAUCGAAAUCAAAUUGAAUCAUUAACUAAUGAAAUUCAUGAAUUAGAAAAAACAUUAAAUGAAUUACAAAAUGAAAAAAAUCAAUUAAUUCAAACUAAAUUUGAUGGUGAUGAAAAUGAUGAAAGACAAAAUUUUGUUCGACAAAUAACACAAGAAAAAAAUCAAUAUGAACAACAAAUAAAAGAAUUUCGAAUACAAAUAAAACAAAUAAAUAAUGAACGACAACAAAUUCAAGAUGAAUUCGAUCAUGUUUCCAAACAAUAUUCACAAAUAACAUAUGAAAAAAAUCAAUUAGAAAAUGAUCAAACACGACUUAAUCAUGAAAUUGAUUUACUUAGAAAACAACUAGACGAUAAUAAUAAAGAUAAAGAACAACAAAUAAACGAAUUAAAACAUGAAUUGUCAACUGUACGUAAACAAUAUACGAAUAUAGAAGCAAAUUUUCAAAAAGCGAAUGAAUAUAAUAAUAAUCAAAAACAAGAAAUCGAACGAUUGAAAAAUGAUUUAACAGAACAAAAUCAUCGAUUAGAACAUGAGAAAAAUGAAUUAAAACAAACGAUUAAUCAAUAUGAACUAAUAAGUACUGAAAUUGAACUACAAUUAACUACGAUUCAAAACGAAAAAAAUAAUAUUGAACAACAAUUACAAACGCAACAACAAGUAAUUGAACAAUUAAAUAUGAAACUAGAUCAAAAGGAUGAUUAUAUUAAACGUUUAUCGGCGGGUAUUCAUCGUGCACAUAAAAUUUAUCAAAAUCUUCAACAAAAUAUUCAUGCUAAUCAAAUGAAUCUAUUGACUAUUAUUGAACAGGCUGAACAAGAGUCUCACACAAUUCGUGCACAAACACUAGAACAAAUUCGUGAAGAAUUUACUAAUUAUUUAACUAUUGUUCAUACAAUAAUUACUGAUAGUAAGACCAAAUUAGAAAAACAAACUGAAAUAGAUAAUUUGAAAUUACUCGAACAACAACAACAAACAGAAAAACAAUUGAAUACAGUCAAACAUGAAUAUGAUAAAUUAAUGAAAGAAUAUCAGGAACAAAAACAAAAUUUUGAAGUACAAUUAGGCGAACUUAAUCAUAAAUUAUUACAAGUUUCAGAAUCAUCAUCUAAUGCUACUCAAAGCCUAGAUCUUCAACGAGAAAAAUAUGAAAAACAAAUUAAUUCAUUAGAAUAUGAACUUGAAUCACGAACUAAAAAACAUGAAAUGCAACUAUCUGCAUUAACAGAAAAUUUAGCUACUGUACGAAGUGAACUUCGAACAACUAAUGAAAAAUUAUCAAAUGUUGAACAAAUUAAAUCAGAAAAGACUGAUAUUGAAGCACGUUUAAUUGUAAGUCAAGAUGAACGUCGUGUUUUAUUAGAACGAUCAUUAGCAAAUGAAAAUAAAUAUGAAAAACUUAUAUUUGAAAAUAAUCAAUUAACAAAGAAAAAUAUUGAAUUGGAAUCAGCUUUACAAGAAAUAGCUCGAGAAUAUCAAGUUCUUCAAAUUCAAACAAAUACAUUAAAUCAACGUCGUUGGUUAAAUGAUGAUGAUGUUCAUGCAUGUAGGAAAUGUGAUCAAAUAUUUACAGUUACACAACGUAAACAUCAUUGUCGAAAUUGUGGAAAUAUAUUUUGUGAUAAUUGUUCAUCAAAAACAGCUGUUGUUGCAGCAUCAUCAAAAAAACCACAACGAGUUUGUGAUCAAUGUUAUAAAGACUUGACUUCAUAA